AGAUGCUUGCUCAGGUGCAUGGCGAGCCCCAAAACUCUGACUCUUUUCGGAAGCUGUGCUGUGGCUGUGUCAGGAAGCUGUCUGCAAGAAAGGCAAAGAAGAAAGGCGUAUUCUGGGGCAUUGAGGUGGCCGAAACACUCAGGUGGCGUGGCUGGGAACUUGGAAAAGAGGUGAUCAAACAUCUGAUCUUGAAAAAUGUUCAUGAGAAAACCCAGAAGCUGAGCUACAGAUGUCCCUCCACGCGAUUCUUCUUCACUGUUUUUCCACAGCCGAUCACUCUGAGCCCUGGUAUGUCCUUAACUCUGCCCAUCGUUUUCCGGCCCACUGAAAAGAGGGAGUACGAAGACAGCAUCUGCUUUAAGAAGGCUGAGGGUGAGUUCUCUGUCACCCUGCGUGCUACGCUUCCGCGCCCCUGUCUGUCCUUCCCAGCUGCUGUCCAGUUGCCUAUCUGUGCUGUCCACAAUGUCACAGAGACAACAUUCCCUGUGCGCAACGUUGGUGAUCUUGUUACUGUGUUUGCCUGGGAGACACCAAGCCCUUUCUACAUGAUUCCUGACUGUGGCAUGCUGAACCCAGGUGCUGAGUGCAUGGUCAAGGUGGUCUUCCAACCCACAGUGGCUAUGGUGUAUGAUGUGGCAGCAACAUGCUGGUAUGGAGGUGAAGAGAAACAAAAGAGGACUAUCCAGCUAAAAGCCCUGGCCAAAUACCCCUACCUGCGGGUGAGUGUGACAGGGGAAGAGUAUGAAGGUGUACAGCCUGGAAAGUUUCAGGAUGUGCUGUGCUUUGGAUCAGUGCCAGUGGGGACAACUGUGGAGAAGCGUGUAGAAAUCUUCAACAUGUCUGUGGUUGAUGCACCAUGUAGGAUAGAAAGAACAAAAGAUCCUCUGCUUCGAGAUCAUGUUUUCUCCUGUGAUGUGUCCCAUGGUGUUGUCCCUGCCAACGGGAAGCUGGUCUUGUGCAUACGAUUUCAGCCUCAGACAGUAGGAGAGCACAGUACUGACUAUUUCACUAUCAUAUCUGCUGGAUGCCUCCUGCAGACUGUCUUGAAGGUGGUUGGCUCAUGUAAAGGUCCUCUGGUGUCCCUGCACCAAUAUUCUGUGGACUUCGACUGGAUCAAUCUUGGGGAAAGUUUGAUGCAGACGCUGAAAAUCAGCAACAUCUCAGAUGUCCCAGCCUAUUACCAGUUUGAUAUUGAUGGCAGAGGGAGCGUCUUCUCCUUGGAUCGCCCCUGUGGAGUCUUGGAGGGCACAACAACACUAGCGCUGAAGGUGACCUUUCGACCUACUCACCCCAUCAGCUAUCACCGCAGAGUGGUGUGCCUUGUCCACCAUCAGGAACCCAUCUAUGUGGACUUUUUUGGUACCUGCCAUUCAGACAUAGCUAAGCCAGCCAUUCUUCAGGCAAGACACCUCUCCUGGUACCGAACCAACAUGGUGAGGGGACUGACUUUCUACCCCCCUGAUAUCCUGAGUGUGAUGCUGAAGGAUGGGAAGUUGCAGAUGGAUGAAAAGGGAGCCCUCAUGCUGCCCCCCAAGAUCCCUCAGGACAAGCCUCCCAAGGAGUACGUUGAAGCCAACUCCAUAUCUGAAUAUUUCUAUGAUGGUGUAACCAGCGACCUGGCCUUGUUUCCCCCUCAUGUUAGUGUCAGCCCCAGGGAGUAUGAUUUUGGUUGCUGCAUGCCGCUCCACAAGGUAGAACCGCUUCCUCUCUGUGUGACCAACCACACCAAAGGAAAGAUCACUGUUGCCUGGACUCUGAGCCAUGGCAGUGCCUUCCAAGUGAGCCCUGAAAUCUGCGACAUCCCACCUUUGAAGUCUUCAGCUUUCCGUGUCCUUUUCCAGCCCACUCAGCUGAACAGCCUCUAUGCAGCGGAGCUGGAAGGUUUUGCCUUCUACAAGGUGCUGAGACACUAUAGCAACAUUGAGGAGGAUGCCUCCAUCUGUCCGUCCUGGUGCCUGACUGUCAGGCUGAGAGCACACACAUAUGAAGCAGAACGGGAGCACUUCAUCCCACAGUACAUCCUGGAUGUCCCCAAGACUUUUCCUCCUGUGGCUCCUAACACUGAUACCUACUGCAGUAUGCUGCUCUUGAACACAGGCACCUCUUUGAUAACCUUCAGUGUGAACCAAGCUGCCUGUCCUUCUGUUCUCGUCAAGCCCUGCUCAGGACACAUCAUUCCAGGAGACCACCAGAUUUUCUUUCUCUCCACUCACCCAGUUAACACAGCCUCGCAGCAGCAUGUCCUGCCUUUGCAGCUGAACUCUUGUCCUGGAUACACCAAGGAGAUUGCUCUCCAGAGUUGUGGGGAGUCCCUUCUCCUGCUCUUAGAAGGUGAUGGAAAUCUGUAUUUCAAGCCUGCCUAUAUAGGGACCUCCUCUACACGAAUGUAUACCAUAAAAAACUGCACAAGGCUACCCAUGGUUUUCACAUGGAAGAUCCAUGAGUCUGACAGCAAGAUCCUGUCGGUCAGCCCCGCUGCAGGGAUCCUCCAGCCCUAUGAAGCCAUGGCUCAGGCGUGGACUUUUACUCCUGACAAGGAGACCAAGUAUCUGCUGCGUGCUAUGGUGUUUGUAAGGAGGAAAAGCCCAGACCCCGUGUCUCCCAAAAGUGUCCGUUAUGCCUUACGGAUUGUUGGAGAGGGGGCACUGGGGACCAUCAGGGCACAAAAGGAGCACCUGGACCUUGGAAAUGUUCUAGUUGGUGACCUGCAAAGCUGCAGCAUUGUACUGCUAAAUGAUGGGAUCUGUUCUCUGAAGUACAUCCUCAGCGUGGAACAACUGAUCACCGGGCCUUGUGACCCCGAGGAGGUCCGCAGCGAUCCGCUGGCUCUAGAGCUGGAACACUCCAGAGGGACAAUCCCUGCAAGGUCAAAAGCUUUUGUCCAAAUAACAGCCAGGCCAGCCCGUCGGCUGCAUUACACGUGGUCAAUCAAAUAUGCUAUUUGCACCCCCACAGCUACAGAUCUUGCGAGCACAAAAGAGGAGCAGCAGCCCCUCUGCUGCAUCGUAGCAACAGGCGUCUACCCAACUUUCUGCAUCGCAGAUGCCUGUUCAGCAGGGAGUGCCAGCGGUAUCAGCAAGUUGCACCUCUGGAGACUCUUUUCCUUGGACACACUGAAUGAAUACUUGAGGCAAGACCCGACUCCCAGCGAGCUCACCUACAGAGUUCCCACAAGGCACAGCACAUGCUUGAUCCCUUCAGUGUACACCACUCUCCUGCUGGAUUUCAACUUUGGGGCUGCCCCGAUAGGCUCAGAGCCUACCCUUGUGAUGCUCCUGCUGGUGAACAACGGUGUGGUGCCUGUGGAGUGGGCCUUCUUGUUUCCUUCUGAUCAGAAGAUGGACAUGGAGCACUGGGCAGAGGAUGCUGAGUUUAGCCCCCAUGAGCUGCACCAGAUGAGAAUUCAGGAUAACCAGCUCUUCAGUGUUUCCCCAAAGUCAGGGAAACUUCUUCCAGGACAGGAGGAAUCAGUCCAGCUCUCACACAGACAUGAUUUCAUCGGCACUGAUCACCUCCCUGUCCUGCUGAAGGUUUCCUAUGGCCAUGAGAUUCUGCUGAACUUCAGCGGCGUGACGGUGGAACAGGACCAGCGGUACAUUCAUUUUGCAUCUACUAAGCACCUCUUCACACCCAUUGCCAUUGGGACCUCCCACCCCCCCAAACAGAUUUAUGAACUCUACAAUGGUGGCUCCAUGCCUGUGAUGUUUGAGGUUCAGCUGGACAACAUUGUGAGGAUCCAGGAGGAUAAUUUUCAGCAUCCCGUGUUUGUCUGCCUAACUCCUAGAGGAGAAAUCCCUCCUGGCACAACAGGCCACAUUGAGUGGAUCUUCUCACCGCUGGAAGCUAGAAUGUACUUGGUUGAUGUUCCCAUCCACAUCCUGGGGGGUGAAUCAGCUCUGAUCACCUUCCAGGGAAUAGGCUACGAUCCGAAUACUGUAGGAGAGACUGACACAUCCAGCGAAGUUUUGUCUCCUUCAGUCUUUCCACAUUUUACCAAGCUAACUGUGCCUGGGCAGGCAGCCACCUUGUCACACCACGGGAUUUGCCUUGGAAAUAUCCCAGACUGCACCAAAGCCAGUCGACUUGUCUUUCUCAACAAUAUCUCGGAGAGCAAGGCUGUUGUGUUUGCCUGGCACAUAAGCACCUGUAAAGACAAGAGGGUGUUGCAGAUUGCUCCAGAGUCAGGGGUUGUGCAGCCUGGAGAGAGCAUCCCCUGCUUCAUCACACUGCAACCUUCAGGGAGUGCUUCCUUCUGCAGCACAGAUCUGGUGUGUGAGGUAUACAUCCAGGAGUCCCUGGUUCGGUACGAGAGGGACCUGCAGGAGUGGGAAAAGGAGAAGGAACGGCAGGCUGUGGAAUUCACCAUCACAGAGAAGGACCUUGGGACUAAGAAGAAGCCAAAGUCACCUGCAGGGAGGUCAUCAGAUUCUGCUGAGACAGAAAAUCUUCCUGAAUCCUCAGCUGUGAUCAGGAAAUACAAAACAUUACCCCCUAUUAAAAACCACCCUAUGCCCAAUCUGCCAGCUGGACACUUUCAGAGGAGGCUGCUGUUGGACAAAGAAGCCAGUCGGGUGUGGGUCAAACCAGAGCCUCCCAAGCCCAUCCUCUUACACCUUGGGGUGACAGCCAGGUCCUACUCUAUUGAGGACUUCUUCAGCAACUUCACCUCAGAGUUCCCCAAAUACUUCUUGUCACGCCCCUUCAGCGACCGGCCCUUGGAGAGCAAGUUUGUGGAUGGGAGUAGGGACAGAGACAGGAUGGCCAUGGACCCCAAAUGGCUGUCCCUGGCUGCUGCUUCCAAACAGGAGUUGCAGAUAGUGACUGACAUACUCACAGGCGUCAUCAGAGGCCUCUUGGAGAACACCCAGUUCCAUGACGCAGUGAGAAGAAGCCUGGAUGAGCCCAUUCCAUAUUUCUCCCAGUUCCGGUAUGCAGAAUCAGCAGAGCUCCAGGACAGAAGACAGUGCUCCACGGUUCCCUCCAGGGUCUCUGCUUCACCAGAUCUUUACCUUGAGAAGGAUGGAGAGAGGAAAGAAAUGAGGCAGGAAACCUCUCCCAACAAUGAUUUGCUGGAGUCUUGGGAGAUUUUUCACCACAAGCAGUUGAGGGAGCAGAAGGAGAUGAUGAGCAGGCAGCCAGCCUUUGGGAGCCUGGUGGAGUUGGUGCUGGAAAACACACUGCGGAACAUCCUGAUCGAAGCCAGCCAUGGGGAGGUGGUGCUGACAGCCCGGCCCAGGGUCAUUGCUCUGCCCCCUAGCCCUUCCCGAAGAAUCACCAAUCCAGCACCCCCACCCUCAAGAGCAUAGCUGCUGGGCACUGUGCUGCUUGAGCUCUUCAAGCACAUCAACUGUCUCCACUCUUCAUCCCAUCCCUGUGAUGUCUAGAGCAACUCUGAUCCUCCCACACCAUGACCUGAGCUCAGCAUGCUGGCUGCCUCUGAGGAGGUAUGUCCUGAUUAUGUCCUCAGCUUCAGUUUGAAUCCUCUGGCAACUCCACAGCAGAGUUCAUGAGAUCUCUCCUCUCUGUGGCUGGCCACAUCAUCGGAGAAGAACCUCCCUGCGCUAGAGGGAGCACAUGGACAACCUCUGUGACUGUUCCCACUGCCCCCAGUCUGUACCAGCUGGGAGAGGAGUGGAAUCUGCUUUGAAAUGUAGCUGAGGAAGGACUGACAGCUGGGCAUUGAGGUGCUGAGUCCCUGCCAACAUCACUAGGACGCAGGUACUGAAUCCUCCUCCCCUCCUUGCUCCAGUGGCUGCUGCAGGUCUGCCAUACAGCGACCCAGCCGGAGUGAGCAGCUGCAGCACCAUCUAGCACACUCAGCAGCCCAAUAAAAGCAGCUUGGCCUCUGGGCACACAGACACCGGCAUGUAACGUAUGUAAUCCAUGCAUCUGGGUUUGCGAGCACCCUGGAGGAGCUCUCCCCUUUUCAAACUGCGAGGCUGUCGCCUGGGGAAGGGGACGCCUUUGAGCCUUGGCCUGGCAGAGGGGUCCGGCAGGCU
Gymnogyps californianus (California condor) is the source of this 5999-nucleotide messenger RNA. RefSeq names its product cilia and flagella associated protein 65 (gene CFAP65). The record is from RefSeq and is a predicted model, not a curated record. The transcript is spliced from 32 exons. Bases 3 to 5306 code for a protein of 1767 amino acids. NCBI's taxonomy places the organism in Eukaryota, Metazoa, Chordata, Aves, Accipitriformes, Cathartidae.